AAAAAAUUGAAACUAAAAUGUCUUCCAGCGGCUACAACAGAUGGAGAACUAAAAAGGCAGUAGCACAGCAUAUGUUGAAACCCAACCAGAGAUUCGUAAGAGGAGCUUCCCUCCCUUUAAUCGGCAUCUGUGGAAUAGGCAUCUUUGUGUGGAGAGUGAGGAGUACGGAGUUUGUCGAUAUUGACAGAGAGCAGAUGGAUAGGUAUAUACCACUCACAUGGUAUGCAGCCAUAAACCUUUGCUACCAAAGCAGUGAGCAAUAUAAACCCAGUGAGCAGUACAUCUACAUGUUCAAAAUCCUCUGGCACAAAUACUACAUGACCAUGCUUGACAUCGAACCGAAGAAAUAGUGGCU
This is a messenger RNA of Moneuplotes crassus, 355 nucleotides long. The record is from the annotation of a GenBank genome assembly. Lineage: Eukaryota; Ciliophora; Spirotrichea; Euplotida; Euplotidae.